Canariomyces notabilis is the source of this 1420-nucleotide messenger RNA. RefSeq lists its product as uncharacterized. Bases 494 to 1138 code for a protein of 214 amino acids. Gene Ontology annotation, cellular component: GET complex. The record is from RefSeq and is a predicted model, not a curated record. Gene Ontology annotation, molecular function: protein-membrane adaptor activity. NCBI's taxonomy places the organism in Eukaryota, Fungi, Ascomycota, Sordariomycetes, Sordariales, Chaetomiaceae. The transcript has 3 exons. Gene Ontology annotation, biological process: tail-anchored membrane protein insertion into ER membrane.
GACCAAUUUUUGGAAUGCCUACGGCGCUCCCAUCCCGAACGACGUAUUGUCCUGCGCCCAGAUGGGUUGGGCCGAGAAUCUCAAUUUCCAAGAGACCGUCCCUUGACGACAUCAGGACGUCGGAAAUGGCCUGAUAUGCAGCAGUGGGAUCUCCAGAUCUUAGAGACGCUUUCGUCCCGCUAUCCAAGGCACGAGACAUGCUUUGAUGUGGCGAGUGCUAGGUAUUCGUCGGGGGUGGUGGUGAGUUGUUGAUUCCCGAAGAAGGGGCUUCGGAGAUAUGCAGGGUAACCCUAACCCUUACUUGAGACUGGCGACUGGCGACUGGCAAGCCCACGUCGGCGGGUGGAGUGAGCUGGCAGUUCCGUCAUCGCUAGGUAUGGGAUUUCUUGGGAAUGUGGGAUGCAGGCUGGCCACCCAACAAACACAUGUGUUGUUGACAGCAUCGUGAGCCAGACUUGCCGCUGAGAUAUUCCUGUCUGUUAGCGUGGUCAAGAUGCCAUCUCUCCUAGUGGUAGUAUUUGCCAUCGAGCUGGUCGUCAAAAUCAUCAACACAGUCGGCGCAACAACCAUUAACAAUCUGCUAUGGCGCUUCUAUCUGUCUCUUCCAACUCCUCUCUCCAGAGAAUUUGCAGACCAGCGCAGGAAACAAAAGGAAUACCUCUCUGUCCGACAGGAGCUCAAUGCGACGAGCAGCCAGGACCAAUUUGCAAAGUGGGCAAAGCUGCGGCGGCAACAUGACAAACUGCUGGAGGGGCUGGAAAAGAAGAAAACCGGGCUCGAGGCUUCACGGGCGAGCUUCGACCGAUACCUCACAAUAAUCCGCCUGAUGUCGACGCGCGGCAUGCAAUGGCUCCUCCCCAUGUGGUACGGACGGGAGCCCAUGUUUUGGCUCCCUUACGGAUGGUUUCCCUACUACGUCGAGUGGUUCGCGUCCUUCCCGCGUGCGCCGCUGGGCAGCGUCAGCAUCACAGUAUGGCAGCUGGCUUGUACGGGCAUGCUAGCGCUCGUGAUGGAUACGGUGGUGGCUAUAAUGGGGCUCGCCGCGGCAGGCAGACAAUCGCAAAAGCAAAAGCAGAAGCAGCCCAUGCCUGCGGCAGCAGGCGGAGCUGGCGAUGGAGAGGGCAAGAAGGAUUUGUGAUAGACCAAGCUGCAAGGUAGAGUCGGUCGGGGGUCAAUAAAUGUCUCUCAUCCAUUUGACGCAAUUGUUCUUCAUGGCCGGAGCUGGAACUCUGCAACACGACGUGAGAUGACUCUUGGCAGAGUGCUUGGGCUCGCUCUAGGCAACACAUUGACUUUGAGCAACCAUUGAUAGGGCUGCCAAAGCUUCGAUAGUGCCAACCGCAUGUCACUGCUUCAACCUAGGAGACGGAAAACUGGACGUAUCGACGUUGUAUAUUGAGAUAACCGAUGAGCAUGAUAA